Molecule: messenger RNA, 4703 nt
Organism: Pomacea canaliculata
Lineage: Eukaryota; Metazoa; Mollusca; Gastropoda; Architaenioglossa; Ampullariidae
Product: glycoprotein endo-alpha-1,2-mannosidase-like
Exons: 4
Coding region: 377-1816 (479 amino acids)
Cellular component (GO): Golgi apparatus
Molecular function (GO): alpha-mannosidase activity
Source: RefSeq, a predicted model, not a curated record
UGUAUCACGUGAGUGAAAACGACCCAAGAUGAACUGUACGUUUGAGUAGAGAGACGGGUUUUGAAGCCAGAUUUGAAGGCUUUCAUGUAGACACAUCGUAGAAAGGAGGUCGAAUUCCAACCAGUGCAUGAGGCAUGAAAAAGGAAAAAGCUGCAAAAUUUCUCCCAGCUUAUGCAUGGUACAGUGAGGAAGGAAACAAGCAGACCAAAGAGACCGACUCAAGUGGUAAUUAAGGCACAGUAACUCUGAUAGGUGUGAUGAAGACCCAGGACAGACGACCUCUCCUGGCCCCUUAAAUAUGAGCUGAAGAGGAUCAAAAUGAAGCUACUGCAAACAGGAAAGAAAAUGACAUUUCUUGUUUGAAUAACCAGCAUCAAUGGGUAGAAGUCUUCGUAGUGUACGUUACUAUGUCUUUUUUCUUGCAUUGUCUUUAACAACCAGUAUGAUCAGUAUUUCCAUCUAUAUUUUGUCAGAGAGAAGAGUUCAGAUGAUAAAAGUAUCUUUGUCUGAAAAUAAUCCUGAAUUCAAUAGUCUUCAAGACUCUUUGUUUUUCCAGAAAUUGAGCAUUGCAGCCAAAAAUAGUAACCUUCAAAGCAAACUAGAUUCAGUAAAUGCAACCGGAUAUCCAUUAGUAUCUAAAACUUCCUGGGUUUUGGAUAAAAACACUUCUGUUAAUGUAGAAGGAAGAACUGAAAUGUUACAUGAAGAAAAAAAUGACAUCAAGAAGGCAGCUUUAUUAUUAAAUUCUGGAACUGAAGUGAACUUCAAAGUACAUAUUUUUUAUUACCCAUGGUAUGGUAACCCACAAACUGAUGGACGCUAUAUACACUGGAAUCAUCAUAUGCUUCCUCACUGGAAUAAAAAUGAGGCAAAAAAAUGGCCCUUGGGUAAGCAUUUGCCCCCUGGUGACAUUGGUGCCAAUUUCUAUCCAGAACUUGGUCCCUACAGCUCUUCAGAUGCUUCUGUUGUGAAUACACACAUGAAACAGAUCCAUUCAGCAGGAGUAGGAGUAUUGGCAGUAUCAUGGUACCCCCCAGGUGAAGCAGAUGAUGAUGGCAUUCCUUUAGACAACUUGAUGCCACUCAUUCUAGAUUCAGCGCAUGCUCAUGGAAUCAAGGUUUCUUUUCACUUGGAGCCAUUCAAAAACAGAGGUGGAGAAACCCUGAAAACACAUGUCAGAUACAUUAUUGAUACGUAUGGACAUCAUCCAGGAUUUUACAGGACAGAAUUAAAGGGACAAAAUCUUCCAGUAUUUUACAUCUAUGACUCAUACCAGGUGCCCUCUUCAGAGUGGGCAGCAGUGCUUAAACCAGGAGCACCACUGACUCUGCGAGAUACUAGAUAUGAUGGAAUUUUUCUGGGUUUAUAUCUGAGCCCAGAAGAUGAAGUAAAAAUUUUAGAUGCUAGCUUUGAUGGAUUUUAUACCUACUUUGCAGCAAAUGAGUUCACCAAAGGCAGUUCAUGGACUAAUUGGAAGACGAUGGCAGAGUUUGCCAAGCAUAACAAUUUGCUGUUUGUGCCCAGCAUUGGGCCAGGCUAUGUAGACACUCGCAUAAGACCUUGGAAUGCUCAGACAGAAAGAAAGAGAGACCAUGGGAAUUACUUCAGGAGAGCAUUUGAAGCUGCCAUUGAUGCAGGGGCCAAGUAUAUCUCUAUCACUUCAUUUAAUGAAUGGCAUGAAGGAACGCAAGUGGAACCAGCCAUACCCAAGGAAACUGAAAGGUUUAAGUAUGAGGACUAUCAACCUCACCAGCCUGACUUCUAUCUUAAUUUACUGAAAACAUUGGUAGACCAGUUUUCAAAGGCUCAGAAGUAAUAUCUCCUUUGUAUGAAUUUGUUGUGCAAUUUAUUGUGGGUUUUUUUUGUCCUAAUAUCUUCAAUUAUUUUACCAGAAAGGCUUAUUAUUCUCUUUGGUGGCUCACAUUUUAGAGAAUACUUUUGGAGGUCUCACAUUUCUUAACUUACAGAUUUUUUUUCACAUAUUGUUAUUCUUUUUGUUAUUCUGUUGACCUCAAAUCCUUGAGUCAGUUGAUUUUGUGCUUCUGCCCUCAGAUACUUGUGAUAUCUGUAAUAUUUCCGUUGCAGCAUUACUAAUUAAACAAACUGGUGUUUUAAAUAUAUUUUCUACCAUAAUGAUAAAUAUGUAGCAUUACUGAUUGUGUGAUUGAUCUAAUUUUAUGUUGCAUGGACAAUCAGGUAUCAUUGUGAUAUUGUGAUAAAGAUGAUAUCUGUAAUGUCAUUUCAUAGUUUUGGAAAGUCGUUAUUGCAUCCAUGCUUGUUAUGUAGAUGUCCGCAGCUUAAAUUAUGCCUACACUGCGAAACUCCAGCUAAAAGGGGUUGGUGGUUGUAUCACAGACAUAUAUAUCAUCCAUGCUUGUAUAUCACUCGGCAAAUAAAGAUGAAUUUAUGUUAUGUGAUGUUCAGUUGUGGAUUGAAACUGAUACAAACCUUAAUACUUUUUUUGUCAUUCCAUACUGACACUUUACAAGGGGCCAGCCAUCUUGAUCUUUUACCAACCAUUCUACACACAGACUGACCACUGCUAUGAAUAAAACUAACACUAAUACUAACCGCUACCUAGUCAAGUCAGUGGGUCCAAAAGUAGUUUGCCAGCACAGCUGUGAUAUGCAUGUGCAGUGCGCAUUAACAAGACAGUUGCCAUUUUGAAGGGCAACUUCAAUAGAAUGUGACAUGAUAAGCUUCACAAAUAAUUGUACUGAGUUUGUUUAAACUUUUUGGCCCUUGUUCUGUCAGCAGUAUAUUAAUGGUGCAUGUGAAGAAUAUGCACAUUGUAGAAUUAGGAUUUGUUGUUGUUGUUGCUUUGUUAUCACACUAUCAUGAUCAAGUUAUCUCCUAGUAGAAGUUGAGUCAACUUCUAGUAUCAGUGGUCUGAAAGACAAAUGGUCAGCUGGUGACCAUGUAUAAUUCUGUAUGUCGAGAAGGAUUUUUGUUUUUAAAACUGGUUUACAUUGGAGAUUGUUUUUUUGUGAUUCACUUUGUAAACCUUUCAGUUAACAGACUGUAAUUAUGUUGGCAAAGCUAAAACAUAAAGAGACCAUAAAACUGAUUUAGUGAAAGAAGCAAGAGUGGUAAGAAAGUAAAGGUCUCAAUGGAGCAGAUGUUUAAGGCUUAAAAGCUGCUGACAUUAAUCAUGCACAUAUAAAGAUAAUGCCAAAACAAUUUGUGUAUUGUAAGCCCUCUCGCAGAUUCUGAUUAGAAUAGUAAAAGCCAUUGACCAGUUUACUUUUUUUCACAAAGAAAUGCAAGCUUGAUACAAUGGUACCUUGGCAUUCAACAACAGCUCAUUCUGAAAGUCUGAGCCGAGUGCCAAUGUAAAUGUAUAUUUUGCCUUCUUUUGUACUAUUUAUUGAUUGUUAUUGGCAGUCAUGGUCAAAGCAGUCAUUUUUAGUUUUAUAAAUUUGCUUCAAAGCAUAAUAUGAAGCUUGGAAUUUGACUCAGUCAUUUGUCCCUUGCCUUGUUAACAAGACAAGCUCUGGACUGGAACCUACAGGGAAGGCGUAGGGUUGGGAGACCCAGACAGACAUGGAGGAGAUCAGUCCACAGGAAGGUGGAGGCAGCUGGCAUGACAUGGUCCCGGUGUGCAAACUGGAGAGGGACACCCAGAACCUGCCGAUCCGAUGGCGCGUUGCGGCUGUAUGCUCCACUGGGGGUGAAUAGGAACAAGAAGAAGAUUCGUCUUUUGACUGGUACCGGUCAUUGCCGUUAGGACUAAGACUCACGGGGACUAAGAACUGGCCUGGUUGCAAGCAGCGGUUCUUGGUGUCCUAUGUUGUGACAACCGUGCUUUGCACAAAGUAUUGGUUUUACAUUCUCUGUACGAUAUCUGGAGUACCUGUUCUCAAACACAUGGAUUCUCCUCUCCACGUCGGCAUGCAGAAUUCACGUUUCACAUCCGUAAAGCGGGAUCGGUACUACGAGAGAUCGACUUGUACAAUAUUGUACUUUGUAGUAAAACUUAGUCCAGCCUAGCCAUUCCCGCUAGCUGUUGCUGCUGCUAUCCUGGUGCGGAUGUCUGUCGUGGAACUGACGUACGUCUUUAAUUAAUUGAAAGUGUGGAUCCCAAGUAUACUGUUUACCUCUUCGAGCCGUACCCCGUUCGAGUAGAACUCUGAUUUGCUGUUGCCAAUAACUAAUAUACUUUACUUUUAUAUCAGUGCUGGUCUCCAUUCCAUAUGCGUUCGAAGUGUCUGUCUAGGUAAGAUUUUGCAGUUGUUAUAUAAUACUUGCUAUCAGAUCGAUAUGGUCUGCAAAGCGUAGGUUGCAAAUCGGCCGUACACCGAUGGAAAUAGAGGUGUACAUGUUUGUUGUGGAGGGUUUCACGAAUGAUGUUCUUCAAGAUUUCGAGCAGCACAGGUGAUCGUCAAACGUCGUCAUAUGCAAUAACUCAACGGAGACAUACAAAAAUAUACGUCGAUGUACUGUGAAAACAAUAAUCGAAACUUGAGUUAAUUCACCGACAAUUCCUUUUUAGUCGAGUUUGCAAAUGAAAAUAUAUGCUGCCAUGACUUCGAUGAACUGAUUAGCCUUGUAUACCUUCCCAGACAAACGGACGAGAGAUGGUCGAGGGGAAGGGGAGCUAAAAAUCACGGACCCAAACGCUAAUAGCAAGAUUUAGUCGAAGUAUUUAAAUACUUAUCGGUUAAAGUCACUUGAACUUAGAAAACAAAACCACUCAUGACUCA